GUCACUCAGUCACCGCAUGUACACGCCCCGUUACGCACAUCACACGCUCUACUACGGCUCCAAUUCAGCUCUAAACUUCUCACAUGCUGCGCGCUCAAGGCUGUACUGUGACGCCGGAGGAAUUCGCGUAACGGAGCUCAUCUAUACUUCUCGGUGAUACCUGUGACUCUACUGUACUGUACCUCUAUCGGGACGGGAAGCAAUGACAUGCAUAAAACCGCCGCAGGUUUCACCGCACGACCUCUUUGUGAGUCUCUACUUUAAUUUAUUGGCACAAAAGUGAACGAGCGCGCGCUUCUUCGGUGUCUGUGGCGCAGGGACGCGUGGCAUCACGGGGAAUGGAAGUGAUGUCUGUAUGUGUGCUUUGGGCAAUGGAAAUCUACUCCUAACAUUACGGAGAGAUUGCGAUCUCAGCCAUUUCUGCCGACUGGCAACAUGAAACACACACUUUGGUGGAACUUGGCCAGAUUGAUGGUGUUCUGGAGACUGGCACAUGCACAGUCUGGUCCUGAUGGGGAGAUCACUGCAGAAGAACAAGUGCAGAUGCUCCUGGAUGCCAAACUUCAGUGCCUCCACACUGUCUCUACACAUGACCUAGCAGUGGAUGUGUGCCCUGCAGAAUGGGACGGAUUGAUCUGUUGGCCACGAGGUUCCCCUGGAUUUCUGACCAAAGCACCGUGUCCCAAAUACAUCUAUGAUUUCAACCAUGCAGGCUUUGCCUACAGGAGGUGUGAAUCUAACAGUUCCUGGGUGCUCGGAGAGGGUCUGAAUAAGACGUGGGCCAAUUACACAGAGUGUAUAAAAUCUCCUGGGCCAAACAGUGAGCGACAAGUAUUUUUCGAGAGGCUUCACAUCAUGUACACUGUGGGGUACGCCGUGUCCUUUGGGUCGCUUCUCGUGGCCAUCCUUAUCAUCGGAUAUUUUAGGAGGUUGCAUUGCACAAGGAACUACAUCCACAUGCACCUGUUCGUGUCCUUCAUACUACGUGCUAUAAGCAUCUUCAUAAAAGACCGGGUGGUGCACACCAGCGCUGGACUCCAGGAGUUCGAUGCCGUGCUCAUGAAUAAUCUCACAAACACGGUGGAUGUGGCACCAGUGAACACCUCUCAGUAUAUAGGCUGUAAGGUGACAGUUCUUCUGUUCAUCUAUUUCCUGGCAACAAACUAUUACUGGAUCCUGGUGGAAGGCUUGUAUCUACACAGCCUCAUCUUCAUGGCCUUCCUGUCAGACACUAAGUACCUGUGGGGCUUCACUCUGAUCGGAUGGGGUGUACCUGCCCUCUUUGUGUCAGCCUGGGCAAUCGUAAGAGCAACAGUGGCAGAUUCCAGAUGCUGGGAGCUAAGUGCAGGCAACAUCAAAUGGAUCUAUCAAGUUCCCAUCCUGACAGCCAUCGGGCUAAACUUUAUCCUGUUUGUGAAUAUUGUUCGAGUUCUGGCAACCAAGAUCCGCGAGACCAACGCAGGCAGAUACGACACAAGGAAACAGUACAGGAAGCUGGCUAAAUCCACACUGGUGUUGGUGUUGGUUUUCGGUGUACACUACAUCGUGUUUGUGGGGAUGCCGCACACCUUCAAAGGAGUCGGCUGGGAAGUGCGCAUGUACUGCGAGCUGUUCUUCAACUCCUUCCAGGGUUUCUUUGUGUCCAUAAUCUACUGUUAUUGUAAUGGAGAGGUCCAGACAGAAAUAAAAAAGACCUGGACACGCUGGAAACUGGCCUUCGACUGGAAGGGUCCGGUAGUCUGUGGCACUUACCGUUAUGGCUCAGUGCCAACAGGCCUCAACAACAGCACUGGCAGCCAAUCACACCUGGCCACAGGGGCACCUGGUACGCGCUCCACCACGCUCUUCUCCAGUCGCGUGUACCGCAGCACCGGAGCCCCGUCCAUCAGUGCCCACAUGGCGCUGCCAGGCUAUGUGCUUAACAACUCGGAUGCUGACAGCCUACCUCCAUCGGUUCCUGAGGAGUCAGAGGACAGUGCAAAGCAAGUGGAUGAUAUUCUGCUGAAAGAGUCACUGCCUGCACUUCCCAGUAGUGGUCCUGAAGAUGAUGAAGAGACUUUGUAGAUAACAAUAUCUGAACUCUGGCACAAUAUUGAAACAUUUCAUCUAAUGACAGGAUGUUAUACCACACCUUAAGGAUCAGAAGAAAUAAACGACAAACUUUACAGUCUUUUAAGACAAACUCUGAUCUACUUCUCUUUUGGGACAAAGACCAGGCCUGAACUUCUACAGUACCAUCUUUAGUUAGUUGGUUAACUUCCUUAAAAAAACAUCCCAUCUGAUUCUUUCUCUUGUAGUGAGACAAAGUUCCUGAAUGGGAUUUCACACAGACUCGACCACUUCAUUAGACCUUACCCAUGUGGACGCCAUCUGACACAUGGAUCACAGAACAGUGAAAGCUGCUUCUCGUUCCGAGUCAGAGACGUCUUCAUACCAUAUGAAGUACACUUCAUCAGCGGCGCCCUGUAGGGAUUCUGAUAAACGGAUAAUUGGUCAGAGUCACUAAGGACAAUCCUACAUUAUGACCCUAAUGCCUUUGCUGCUACAUUAAUUCGAGUGUCAGCUUUUAAUCUUCCCCUACAAGAAGGUCUUUAAUGCCCCUUUUCCACCGAGGCAGUUCGAGUGCAGGUUCAGAGCCUAAUUUAGAACCAGUUCUUUCUGUUUCGACCGCCAAAGCACCGGCUCCG
Messenger RNA from Tachysurus fulvidraco (yellow catfish), 2687 nucleotides. It is a transcript of the gene pth2ra, whose product is annotated as parathyroid hormone 2 receptor a. NCBI's taxonomy places the organism in Eukaryota, Metazoa, Chordata, Actinopteri, Siluriformes, Bagridae. Gene Ontology annotation, cellular component: plasma membrane. Gene Ontology annotation, molecular function: G protein-coupled peptide receptor activity; parathyroid hormone receptor activity; peptide hormone binding. Bases 436 to 2064 code for a protein of 542 amino acids. The transcript has 13 exons. The record is from RefSeq and is a predicted model, not a curated record. Gene Ontology annotation, biological process: adenylate cyclase-modulating G protein-coupled receptor signaling pathway; cell surface receptor signaling pathway.